Molecule: messenger RNA, 2645 nt
Organism: Dermacentor albipictus
Lineage: Eukaryota; Metazoa; Arthropoda; Arachnida; Ixodida; Ixodidae
Product: mucin-4-like
Source: RefSeq, a predicted model, not a curated record
AUGGAGACAGAGAAAAUAGAAUCGAGCCCGUCUGAGGAACCAGCGUGGGCCAAGCCCAUUCAAGCCUUCACCGAGAUGAUCACACAGCUUGCCAGCCAGAUCGGCUUGGCAACGUCCAGGAUGGCCAAGAUCGACGCGCUAGAGGCUAAUGUCAACCAGCUCAUACUAACCACACAGAAAGCCAAACAGGGAGCCUCGUAUGAGAAAGCGUCACUAUUCCUGAACCUGUUGCCUGCAACCGGUAGCACAACAGCGGCUGCUGAAGCAGUGAACGAAGUGCCUCAACAUCGGGACGCCAAUGGCACAACAGCGGCUGCUGAAGCAGUGAACGAAGUGCCUCAACAUCGGGACGCCAAUGGCACAACAGCGGCUGCUGAAGCAGUGAACGAAGUGCCUCAACAUCGGGACGCCAAUGGCACAACAGCCGCUGCUGAAGCAGUGAACGAAGUGCCUCAACAUCGGGACGCCAAUGGCACAACAGCGGCUGCUGAAGCAGUGAACGAAGUGCCUCAACAUCGGGCCGCCAAUGGCACAACAGCGGCUGCUGAAGCAGUGAACGAAGUGCCUCAACAUCGGGACGCCAAUGGCACAACAGCGGCUGCUGAAGCAGUGAGCGAAGUGCCUCAACAUCGGGACGCCAAUGGCACAACAGCGGCUGCUGAAGCAGUGAGCGAAGUGCCUCAACAUCGGGACGCCAACGGCACAACAGCGGCUGCUGAAGCAGUGAGCGAAGUGCCUCAACAUCGGGACGCCAAUGGCACAACAGCGGCUGCUGAAGCAGUGAGCGAAGUGCCUCAACAUCGGGACGCCAAUGGCACAACAGCGGCUGCUGAAGCAGUGAGCGAAGUGCCUCAACAUCGGGACGCCAAUGGAACAACAGCGGCUGCUGAAGCAGUGAGCGAAGUGCCUCAACAUCGGGACACCAAUGGCACAACAGCGGCUGCUGAAGCAGUGAGCGAAGUGGUUCAACAUCGGGACGCCAAUGGCACAACAGCUGCGCCUGAAGCACCGCAAGUCUCCAAUGCACCGUGCAACAUUUCGUACAUUCAAGUUUCAGAAAACGUGUCCGUGGCCAGCAAGUGCAGCUGCAGAGAAGGCAACGCAAGUGAGUCGGAAGACGACGAGGAUUACGAUUCCUACGAGGACGACAGUUUGUACGACAUCGUCCGGUUCACGGAACCCGAUGAAGAGACGACCGGGCCAACAGAAACCGACACGAAAGUGACCACGCCAGACGUCACCACCAGCCGUGGCCUUGAUCAUGAAACUGCCAUGCCAAAAAGCCGCACCAGAAAAAGAAGUGUCCUGCUCGACGAUGGAACACCUUGCGUGGCCGAGAUAAACAACAGAGAAGCAUCUGUAAUCACUGGAGAGUGCAGCGAAGGAAUUUGCUGGAAAGUUAACACCAUUUCUUACAAGCUGCCAAAUGCACGACCAACCGUGGUUGACCCUUACGAACGCCUCUGCAAGGUGAACAAGACUCAAAUGAACAAAGCGCUUAAUGUCGUUCUUGGAUGUAUCGCGAGCUGUUACAAGAAGAAAAAUAACACCUGGAUUGAAACGAGGCUGGACGACGGAAGGUUAUGCGCGCUCCCGCAGCAAAACGGCCAGAGUGAGUACGUGAAGAGAACUGGAGUUUGCCGCAACGGAUCCUGCGUCACCGCAAAUGUUGCACCUUGGACUCAUCCGAAUGGUUGUAAAGAGGAAUCUACGACGAUAAAUGGCAAAGUCUUGGCGGUAAGAUGCACCGAUCUCUGCAAUAACAACACGGAGGAAAGGCUAGAAGAUGGAACUCCGUGUUUGCUUCAAUAUACACGGAAGAUCAUGGUCCCUACUGUGUCUCAGACAAUUGUGGAAGGAAUUUGCAAGAACGGGGAGUGCAUCAUAACGCCCCCAACUCCUCCCAUGAUGGUUGUGAACGUUCCUGAAGAAAGUUGCACCCAUAUACUUUCAUCCGUCAGUUAUACGGAAACAGUCGAGUCAGUGUGCUUCAAAGUCUGUUCGUCUCCGGAACGCAGACUGAGGAACGUGGAUAGUGGGACUUACUGUGCUCUGAAGACAGAAGGAAAAUGGUGGCCGAAAGUGACAGAAGUGGGCGAGUGCAUCGGCAGUGCAUGCAUGACUAAAUCUCCGGAUAAACCACCGCCCCACGAAGAGCUGGACCCACGUUCACAUAGUUGCAGAAAAUGGGAUUACGUGACAGUCAUACCUAAACAGCUCAUGGUAGCCGAGUCCUGUCAAGUGGAGUGCGCUGAUGGCGUGUUCGAAAACCGCGUCGAUGGAGUCAAGUGCUUGCUGGAGUACAGCCUUAAAAAGGAACUAAAAGGCUCACAAGGUUGCUACAAGACAGGCGUGUGCAAAGGGGGGUUCUGUGUCACUGGCAAGCACUCGCAGACCAUAAAGACCGAUGACUGAGAGGUGCACAAGCAUGCUUUGGCAUACAUGUGAACGCAAGAAAAUGAACUCGGGAGCUUGUGGCACCUAGCGAGCAUUUCAAUAGACCCACCUGUGCUGAUAAGUAUGUUCAAGAAAGAACAGGAAUCAAUUGUACGAAGACAAAAUACUGUGAAGACGCAACGCAAACGUUUGAAUCUAUUUGAACCGAAGCUUCAGUGAAGAGGUUCAUUAAAGGCUGAACAACUGAC